Molecule: messenger RNA, 1914 nt
Organism: Seriola dumerili (greater amberjack)
Lineage: Eukaryota; Metazoa; Chordata; Actinopteri; Carangiformes; Carangidae
Gene: adat1
Product: adenosine deaminase, tRNA specific 1
Exons: 10
Coding region: 155-1687 (510 amino acids)
Biological process (GO): RNA processing
Molecular function (GO): adenosine deaminase activity; RNA binding
Source: RefSeq, a predicted model, not a curated record
GUGCCUCCAAGCAGUUUUGUUGUUCACCUUACCAAAAUAAUGUUCGUAUGUUGUUUAUGUAACACUGUAACUGUUUAAAAUACGUUUACUGUUAAUUUAAAUCAUAUUUGUAAACCCCGUAAGUCUCCACUGUCACGUCCCUGUCCGGUUUAACAUGGUGAACGCGGAUGAAAUCGCCAAGUUAUGCUAUGAGCGUUUCAACCAGCUGCCCCGGAGAGGGAAGCCUGAGCCGGGCAGAGAGUGGACCCUGCUGGCCGCUGUGGUCAAAAUCACCCGGUGUGCUAACUCUGACACAGUUAAAAAGGAGGUUGUUUCCCUCGGAACUGGGACCAAAUGUAUAGGACAGACAUACAUGAGUCCCAAUGGUGAUGUACUCAAUGACAGCCAUGCAGAAGUCAUUGCCAGACGGGGAUGUAUUAGAUACCUGAUUAAGGAACUGCACAGAGCUGUGAGUGGUGGCGACGGCUCUGUGUUUUGUCCAGCUGAUCAGCAGGGGAAGUGGAGGCUUCAGCCGGGAGUUUCAUUCCUCUUCUUUACAAGUCACACUCCCUGUGGUGAUGCCUCCAUCAUACCCAUGCAGCAAGACAGCCAGUCUCAGCCCUGCCCCCCUGUCAGAUCUGUAAAGGGUCAUGAAGGGACUGAUGUACGAGGAGGCCUGAAAAGGAAAGCUGAGGAACCAAGUGAAGCACAAAACACUAAACUGCCACGUCUGGAGGAUCAGGAGACAGCAGAGAUGGGUCAGUCAAUAAAAACACCCGUGGAGACUGUCUUGGAAGACUCAGCACAACUGGAGAUAAAAACAAGAGGCCCCAAUGACAGUGCUGGACUGCAUCCACAGGUUCCAGACAUUCACAGAACAGGGGCCAAGUGUGUACCGGGUGGCCCAGCUGACCCUCUGCAUCCUGGGAUGGGGUACCACAGCACAGGGGUGCUUAGGGUGAAGCCUGGGCGGGGAGAACCAACUCUGUCCCUUUCCUGCAGUGACAAGCUGGCCCACUGGGCAGUGCUGGGCUUCCAGGGUGCACUGCUUUCCCAUUACCUACAGGAGGCACUCUACUUCAGCAUCAUGGUGGUGGGGAAGUGCCCAUACAGCCAAGAGGUCAUGCAGAGAGCUUUGGUCACAAGGUGCUCCCAUGUAUCAGACCUCCCUGCUGGUUUCUCUGUGUGUCCACCAGUGCUGCUCCAAUCCAGCCUGGAGUUUCCCUUCAGCCAUGCUCAGACAGUGCUGCGACACCAGGCAGGACAGGGACGCAUCUCCCCCUGUGGGGCAGGUUUGAGAGAGCCCGCCCCUCAAUCAUAUUGGCUAUCAGCAGUUUCACAGGGUGACGAUAGGACGAUUGGAUUUUGGUUAAAAUUGCACAACCCUUCCAUCAGCUGGUGUAAUGUCACUGAGCAGCCACUAGAUGUCACUGCCAACGGCUACAAACAUGGAGUCACAAAGAAGGCCUUCGGCACAGCUAAAGCCAGGUCUCUUCUGUGUAAACUGGAGCUUUUCCACUCCUUUCUGUCUCUGGUAUCCGCCACCAACCCUUCAGCACUUCCCAGUUCUCUCAGGGAAACAGAGCUGCAGACCUACUGGGACUACAAGCAGGCAUCCCAGUCGUACCAGCAGGCCUGGCAGCAGCUACACAGCCAGGCCUUCCCUCUGUGGCCACGCAGCAACAGAGAUCUCCUGCUCUUCCACUGAAAUCCCUCUCUCCUGAAACGUCUGCAGCUGAAAUGUUCCAUCAAGGUCGAUUAACAACUGGGAAGUCACAGGUCAAAAAUAACUGCUGUCCUAAAAUAGGACACUUUUCAGGUUGGAGAAGCUUGUGAAAUGAAAGAAUUGUAGUAUCAGACAUAUUGGACAAUAAGAAAUACAUAAUCAUCUUCAUCUUCAUCUCUUCAUCUUCAUCUUCAUCUUCAUCUUUUUCU